AUGGCGCAAACGACCCAAGAGGAAAUCGUUUCAAACACGAAAACGAUAUUGCAAGGCCUCGAAGGUCUACGUGUGGAACACCUCACGCUCAUAUCAAAUCUCACUGAUGGCAACAAAAAAGAUCCAGACAAAUCCGAAAUGGUUUUGCGCAAUAUGGAGAAUAUUGAGCUCGGGCUUGAAGAAGCACAAGUUAUAGUCGUAUUGGCAUCCUACUUGCAAAACAUUGAAGCAGAAAAAGAAAAACUUCAUACUCAAGUCAGACGAUUGUGUCAGGAGAAUGCUUGGUUGCGCGGUGAACUCGAAAACACUCAGCAAAAACUGCAAGUAUCGGAACAAACCGUGGCACAAUUGGAAGUGGAGAAAAAUCAUUUUGAAUUUAUGGCAUCUAUAAAGAAAUAUGAUGAACAAGAUGACGAAGAAAGUUUCGAAAAACCUCGUACGGACCCUGUACUGGAACUAUUUCCAGAGGAUGACGCAGACGAACGGCAUAAUAUGUCUCCAACUCCUCCAAACCAAUUUACUGCCCAUGUGCAUGCUGGCCAUGAAAUUCCUGCCCGGUUACGAACCUUGCAUGAUUUAAUUAUACAGUAUGCUUCGCAAAGACAAUAUGAAAUAGCGAUUCCGCUCUGUAAACAGGCUUUAAAAGAUCUAGAAAAAAAUAAUGGACAUUGUCAUCCGGAUGUCGCUACAAUGCUGAACAUUUUGGCGUUAGUAUACAGUGCCCAGAAUAAAUAUAAAGAAGCAGCAAACCUGUAUAAUGAUGCGUUAGCGAUACGAGAAAAAACAUUGGGCGAGAAUCAUCCAGCCGUGGCAGCAACUCUUAAUAACCUUGCCGUGCUGUAUGGCAAAUGUGGUAAAUACAAAGAUGCUGAGCCACUGUGCAAGAGAGCUCUUGAAAUCCGAGAAAAUGUAUUAGGAAAAAAUCAUCCGGACGUUGCAAAACAACUUAACAAUUUGGCAUUGCUUUGCCAAAAUCAAAAAAAAUAUGCAGAGGUAGAAUUGUACUACAAGCGGGCUUUGGAAAUAUACGAAACGAUAAUUGGUUCAGAUGAUCCGAAUGUUGGCAAAAUUAAGAAUAAUUUGGCAAGCUGUUACUCUAAACAGGGAAAAUACAAGGAAGCUGAAAUUUUGUACAAACAAGUAUUGACGCGGGCACACGAGAGAAAAUUUCGUGCCUAUAACGGCGAAAAUAAACCAACUUGCCAAAUGGUGGAAGAGUGGGAAGAAAAUAAAUCGAAAAGCCGUGAGAAUACACCCUACAGUGAAUACGGUGGUUGGCAUAAGGCUACCAAGGUAGAUUCUUCAACCGUUACUGCAACGUUGAAGAAUUUGGGAGCCUUAUAUAGAAGACUACCCCGAUAA
This is a messenger RNA of Sabethes cyaneus, 1362 nucleotides long. RefSeq names its product kinesin light chain-like. Gene Ontology annotation, biological process: microtubule-based movement. The coding region runs from base 1 to 1362 and encodes 453 amino acids. The transcript has 2 exons. Gene Ontology annotation, molecular function: kinesin binding. The record is from RefSeq and is a predicted model, not a curated record. Gene Ontology annotation, cellular component: cytoplasm; membrane-bounded organelle; kinesin complex. NCBI's taxonomy places the organism in Eukaryota, Metazoa, Arthropoda, Insecta, Diptera, Culicidae.